GACAUCGCCGUAUUGGACAAGAGGGAAGAGCUCUUUCUGUAUCUCUGGUGGGUACCCACUGCUCCUAAACCGCAGUGCGUGUGACAAGGAGUCAACCUGACAGAGACAAAGCUUUAUUUGAUUUUGUUCUCCGUCCCAGCUGCCUUCACUAUAACAGCCUAUAGCUUAACUGAUACAGCCACGGAGAGUAAUGGUAGGGGCUCACCAAAUGCGCCAAAAGUAGACUAUUUAAAAGGAUGCACAGGUAGAGACGCUAGUAUAAGGAAAGCCCCUCGCCUGUAUUGUGCACAGACACACGCUUGAUUUGUUUACAGAGCUCAAACGUUUUGGUGGUGUUUUGGUUGAAUACAAAACUUUCUAGACGUGCCAUUGAAAGAGGAGCAGGCUGUGGGUCUCAGGAGCAGGACAAACGGGCACCUGCUGAAGAAUGUAGCGGGAACCGGACCACACCACCGCGGGAGGCGUGGCUCAGAGCUGUCCAUCACUCAUCUGACUAUCACUAGAAUGGACACCUGGCUGCGCUGGGGCCACUGGCCCCGUCACUGCAUGAGGUAAAGCACCGCAUCAUCGCAGGGUUGUCAUGGAGACCGAGAGCUACACCACCCUGCGCCUGGAGACCAGCGACGGCAUGGGGACGGUGGUGAGCACUGGAAUCCUGGAGAGCCACGGCGGCUCCACCCCUCCCUCUGGGUGGCACACGCCGUACCCAAUAGGCUUUCAGGUGUCCCUGACCAGCUUCCUGAUGCUGGAGCUGGUGCUGGGCUUCAGCAGCAACCUGACCGUGCUGGUGCUCUACUGCUCCCAGUCCAAUCUGGUGGACUCGGUCAGCAACAUGGUGACGGUCAACCUGCACAUCCUGGACAUUGUGGUGUGCGUGUUGUGCCUGCCGCUGACGGUGGUGGUGGUGUUGCUGCCCCCUGGCCGUGACCUGGCGCUCAUCUGCUGCUUUCAUGAGGCCUGUGUGACGUUUGCCAGCAUCUCCACAGCCAUCAAUGUGCUCGUCAUCAGCAUGGACCGCUACGACAUCUCUGUGCGACCGGCCAAUCGGCUGCUGACGCCGCGCUGGGCAGGGAUGCUGCUGGCGGCCGUGUGGGCUGUCUCGUUGGCGGUCUUCUUCAUUCCGUUCAUUGAAGUGGACUUCUUCUCCUCAGAGACGGAUUACGGGGUGCCCGGCACCACCGAGUCCACGUCAUGGCGCAACCGGACGUUGCUGUGUGUUGGCGGGCAGGGCUACCACAUAGGGUUGGGAAUGUACUACCACCUCUUGCUGCAGGUGCCCAUUUUCUUUGCCACGGUGGUGGUGAUGCUCUUCACGUACUCGCGCAUCCUCCGCGCGCUCAAUAUCCGCAUCGGCACCCAAUUGCGCAAGAACCAGCAUGUCCGCCGCGGCCUGGGCUGCCGGGGCCGCCGCGGUCGCAGGCGCAAACGCAAGGCGGAGCAGGAGGAGCUUGAGAGGGCCGAGCAGUCCAAGCAACUCACCCACCCUCCACUCAUAUCCUCGCCCACCCCUACCGCCACCUCCCCUCCGGCCCUGUCCACUGCGCCCCUGAUGGGUGCGGACAGCGCAGCAGCGUCCCCAGCUCCAGCUCCAGCUCCUUUGGGGGUGCAGGCCUCGGUGUCGGCCAUCAUUGCCCUACGCCGGGCCGUACGACGCCACAGGGACCGGCGGGAGCGCCAGCGGCGCGUCUUCAGAAUGUCGCUGCUCAUCAUCUCCACCUUCCUGGGCUGCUGGGCGCCAAUCUCGGUGACCAAUAUGCUGAUUCUCUGCCUGGGCCCCAGCGACACACUCGUUUCGCUACGCCUCUGGUUCCUGGCCAUGGCCUACGGCACCACCAUCUCCCACCCGCUGCUUUAUGCCUUCACGCGCCAGAAGCUGCGGCGCGUGCUCAGGGCCAAGGUCAAGAAGCGCGUGGUCUCGCUGCUGCAGGUGGACCCCUCUCCCGGGGGCACUGUCAUCCAAAACUCCUGGGUGGAGGCACGGAAGGGCCGUAAGCUACGCCUGGAGGGCAGUGACGCUAUGGAUCGCUGCCUGACGGAACCGCUGUGAAAGAGCCAGGUUCGGCACUGCAGUCCUACAGUAAAGGAUCCAGAUGUGAAUGCCAAUCGGGUUCUAACCACACAGCUGUGAAGAAGGCUCUGACACUACUCAAAACAGUAAUAUGGUUUUCAAAACCCUGUAAGCUAUCUCAAAUGGAGUACUCUGGGAAUAAUGUAUUAUAACCCAGGAUGUAAUGUUCAAACACAUAUUUUGAUUAGUGUUUAGCAGACAUAUGUUGUCAAGUGGAUAUUUUGUAGUUGUCAGGUUUUUUAGCAAUAUAUAACAGAUUUUCAAAGACUAGAUAGCAAUAUGUUCAAUGAGGGCAGUAUCUAGUUAAAUUUCUCUUUCAUGUGUUUAUGAAUGUACGAAAAAAUUGUAAAUCUUCUAUACACAAACAGUACUAAUUGAUGUAAAUGUUUUUUUGGAUAAUUAUUUUGUAUUUGAGUUGAAUGAAUAACAUCCUAAGGAAAAGGUGAGUGUAUUUGGAUUUGGUCUGCCUUUUUUUUUGCAGCCAAACAUAGGCAAACGUAGGAGGCCACAGGUGUGUUCAUUAAACAGCUCAUGUGCUGAAAAAGUAGAGGCAAUAGACACGCACCUGCACCAUCGGGUUUCCUUAGCAACUGCUAGUGGUAAAAGUUGUACAUUUUGACCACCAGCAUACCAGAUGAACACAAUACAUGCAAUUUCACCUGCAGAUGAGGUUCUCAGUCUCUUCUCUGCACGGCUGUCUGGGCCCUCACCACUUCUCUGAAUACUGACUCGUACGCUCACACCAACAAACUACAUCCUACAACACAAUGGCACAUUACAGGUCUCUCCACCUAGUCUAUGUUUACACAAACGGUAUGGUCAGCAUCUUCUGAAAGGUGCUUAUUCGCCCGCUCAGAAUGAGAGUCUGUGUAAAUGCCAGACACAGUCACACACAUGCACACACACAGGCAGCUGAGGACAUAGACAGAAAGUACACACAUACACAUAAAAACAACAAACUCGCACAGAGUACCAGUUUGCUUUGCCCUGUCAAAAAAUGACUCAUGCCUUAAUUCUGCUCAGAGGGUAUCCAAGGUGCUGAAUGUGUUCUGUAUCAAAACAAGAGAGUAAGGUGAUAGAGCUGUUGUGACCUUGUAUUGUAUGUUCUAUAAGAUGUGUGUCUGUUUGUAGGCCUCUCUUUGCCCUUCAGUCUACUUCACUGUUUUGUCUGGACGUCCAGUAUGUGCCCCACAGUUGAAAUUGUGAAUUGUUGUGACGGUAAAUUGAGCAUGAUGUUUGUGGACAUAUGUUUAAUUUCUUUGUGUUUUUGUAAUGAAUGAUCAUUUCUAAUUGAGAUAUGCCAGGGGUGUGUCUUUUUUAAAGGCUUUAUGGCUCUGCCUACCUAUGAGUGAAUUGUAGGUGAUCCUGUGCAUUGGGUGUUUGUAUGUGUGUGUGUGUGUGUGUGUGUGUGUGAGAGAGAGAGUGCGCGCGAGAGAGAGCACAGGCGUGCUUGACUGUAUUUCUAGAAACAGUGUGGGAUGUGAUGUAUAUAAUAAAGUAGAUUCAGGGUCAAGUAUAAACACUAAUUGUUGUACAUAUUUAAACGAUUUUCCUAUCCUUUAAUAAAUAAUCAGUCUGUGAUAUUUUGAGUACAUCCUUUAAUGUGCAAUAUUGGCUUACCUCAGAAUCCCAUAUUUGGACUCAUGUUGUUCCUACUUUAUGUCAUAUGUACAUUCAGCACUACAGAACACAUGUGCAAGAUGAUAAGUAGGUUAGCUUAUGGCAAAUAAUGUUGUGAUUAAGUCAGUGACAACACUGCUCAAAUUUCAGUGAGUGUCACUUAUUUGAUAUCUCUACAUAAAGAAUGUGUUGUUUUGUGUUGCUAUUCAUAUGUAUACUAUAUGAGGAUAAUAGGGAUGAGAUGUGAUGGUGUUGUUUGACUAGUGGCAGUGAAACGGAGAAGCAAACAGAUAAGUGAGAAAAACAAAGGUGGUGCAGCAAGCUGGGGUCAGGACUCUACUCUGCCACCUAAUUACACAGCUGUAACACCUCUGACUGCUGGGAGAAAUCCCUCUAAGGAAUAGAGUACAAAACAGGACAGCUUUCCAAAGGCCUGUACUGGUAUACUCUUGUAAGAUGGUUUAUAAAUGUGGUGACUCACAAGAUGAUACAAGGAUGAAGGGGACUGCAGGGAGAGAUAUUUUUUUCAGUGUAUAGCAUCUGCGACCUGGGCAUCGCAGAGAUAAAUGUAGUAUGUUGUCAAAUGGAUUUAAUGACACCAUGUUUCUUUGUAUUGACAUAAACGCACAUUCAAAGUCCACGCACUGCACGCUCUCACAUGAUGUUGCAAUGUUUAGAGUAUAUCCACUGUGCUGUUUUAUUGUAUGUACAGAACGUCUGUUUCAAUAAAUCAGACAGGUAUA
Clupea harengus (Atlantic herring) is the source of this 4431-nucleotide messenger RNA. Its product is annotated as G protein-coupled receptor 22-like. Gene Ontology annotation, biological process: cellular response to hormone stimulus; G protein-coupled receptor signaling pathway. The record is from RefSeq and is a predicted model, not a curated record. Gene Ontology annotation, cellular component: plasma membrane. NCBI's taxonomy places the organism in Eukaryota, Metazoa, Chordata, Actinopteri, Clupeiformes, Clupeidae. Gene Ontology annotation, molecular function: peptide binding; G protein-coupled receptor activity.